AUGUUGCCCAAGGCCUGGCUGUCGGUUUUUGUCCUCACUGUCGCAUCGUCGGCCUUUACGCUGGAGGAUCUUCACAUGGACGGCAUCAAUCAGUACAUCCACCAGGGCAAGAGGCAAGACGCCGAAGGCACCGGCGCCUCUUCAGCAUCUGCCGCUGCCGCAACGUCAUCAGCUGCACCGCCAGCUUCAUCCGCCGCCCCUCCUGCCACAUCGUCAGCCGCGCCACCAGCGACGUCAGCGACUCCUCAGCCAGAACCUUCAACCACGAACAAUCCAGCACCUUCCGAUGACCCCACAUCUGACGCUCCUCCGGCUUCGACUCCUGCAGCAACACCAACUACCGAUGGCGGUAACAACAAUAACAACAACAAUAGCAACAAUAACAACGACAACACCCGAACCGCUGGUAACUCAGCAACCCCUACCCGGGAGGCCAGCUCUUCCUUAAGGACAACAGCGGUUGUCAGGACUACACCUCUCGUUUCAACUUCCCUUUCAGAGUACACCAGGACCGUCACCUCGACUCUCGAGAAUGGCCAAGUAACCACCGCAACCUCGACAGGCACCAGCACUUCCCUUGCCACCACUGGGCAAGCCGUUGUCACAGACCCACCUACUGCACAGGCAGGCGACAGCGACAAUGGCGGUGGCAUCAGCGAUUCCAACAAGAAGGUCAUUGGAGGCGUUGUCGGUGGUGUAGGCGGUGCCCUCCUCCUCGGUGGUAUUGCUCUCGUCUUCUGGCGCAUGAAGAAGCGUCAAGCGCGUGUCCACGAAGACGACGAUGACCUCAUGGCCGGCACUGGCUCAGCCCUUGGUGACAAGCCACAGAACGGCACUGGAUCGUCGCCCUUCCAGUCGAACCUCGAGCAAUACCACAACCCUGGAGGACGCCCCAAUGCGGCUGCUAACUUCUAGGCGAAGCGCAGCCCGCAAAAAGUACAUAGGCCUGUUGCGAGGGUCCGUUAUGAUACCAACGACUAUCUGCGGAAUUUGUCUGAACUGGAAACGAUUUUGAGAGACGAGAGCAAUAUGGAGCUUGUACAUACGGCGCAAACACGGCUUUAACAGUCGGAUCUGGAGGUGGUGCUUUUAUUACUGAAUAUGGUUUGCGUGAGUAUGGUACAUCACAGGUGCUGAUUCGCGAUGCAGAUUAGUGUAUACCGUCGCAUCGUGGUCAGUCUGUACAAGAUUGCACACAUGUAAAUUAGACGUAUACCAUCAAUUCAGGAAGAGAUAGCUGGCCACU
Alternaria alternata is the source of this 1246-nucleotide messenger RNA. RefSeq lists its product as hypothetical. The record is from RefSeq and is a predicted model, not a curated record. NCBI's taxonomy places the organism in Eukaryota, Fungi, Ascomycota, Dothideomycetes, Pleosporales, Pleosporaceae. The coding region runs from base 1 to 915 and encodes 304 amino acids. The transcript has 2 exons.